AUGUUUGCAGCCAGAUUUGAUCCCACACAGGUCCAAGCUACGAAUGAAGAUUCUAGUGGCUUGAAGACGAAAUUAAAACGGGUCAUUCCACUAAAAAGAAGCAAAAGCUCUCACGAUGAGAGCGAAGAUGAAAAUGAAAGUGAAGCUGACGAAGAUGGCGGCUAUCAAGCAGACCAGACCAGCUCGUACAAAGGUGGCAUAGACUCAGAUGCCGACGUUGACGACUCAACGAAGCCUGAAGAACUACAAAAAACAAUUGCUGGCGAAGCGGCAAAUGAGCUACAAUCGAGCAGCGAAGCCGAGAGCGUUGAAGAAAACGGUGAUGGGGAAUCGAGGCCUAAUAGCUCCGAUCAAGCUUUUGGUGAUAGACACUCCAGCGUAUUCACUAGAUUUAAGCAAACGCUAUCGAUUCAAGAAAAAUUGAAACCUUCAGAUAUGGUAGAGUCGGAGGAUGAGAAAAUGGACGUCGAACACCACGACUUGGUUCCAAUUCCACAACCUGCCAUUGUGAGAGGUACUCAGCUCUCUGGAGAAGUUGCCAGUUCCGAGAGCAAAUCCGCCGCCUGGCUUAACACUCAAAAAAUACAAUAUGACAACUCGAUGGUCAAACCCUUCGCGAGCUACGAAGGUCAACUAAAUGAAAAACUGCUCACCAAUAUUACCACCAAGUUUUCAGAGAGUACUUUCCCCAUUCAAACCAUCCUUUUGGACACAAUUCUGCCGAAACUUAGAUUUGCUCAGUCUGUGAAUAAAAAGCACUUCCCGCGGCGCGUGGGAGACAUUUUGGUCAAUGCUUCGACAGGUUCAGGUAAGACACUAGCGUACUCCAUUCCGGUGGUCCAGUGUCUUUCAUCGCGUACUGUCAAUAGGCUGCGAUGCCUCAUAGUGGUACCAACUAAAAUCCUCAUUCACCAAGUAUUUGAAACUUUGACAAAGCUUUCUCAGGGAACGAGUCUCAUCACAGGUAUUUCUAAGCUCGAAAAUUCGUUGAGAGAUGAACAUAAAAAAUUUCAAAGCCAAGAGCCGGAUAUUCUGAUCAUCACCCCCGGUAGAUUAGUGGACCACUUACAAUUGAACACUUUUUCAUUGAAAAAUCUUAAAUUUCUGAUUUUGGACGAGGCUGAUCGUUUGCUGAAUCAAUCCUUUCAAAACUGGUGCUCAAUUAUCAUGAGCAGACUGAAAACUGACAAGGGCGAAGCUCCUCCGGUAAGUGUUAUCAAAAUGAUCUUUAGUGCGACACUGACGACCAACACGGAAAAGUUGCAUGAUUUACAACUCAACAGACCCAAAUUGUUUAUGAUGGACACCGUAAAGCUGUAUCAUUUGCCCAAAUUGCUUCAGGAGUACAAUAUCAAUAUACCCACUGCCAAGAGCUUUGCCAAGCCGCUAUUUACGCUACAACUGGUUUCAGGGCUUAUUGCUGAAGAACUGCGAAUUUUGGUUUUUGUACGCAGCAACGAAGCUUCCAUAAGGCUCGCCACGCUGCUUAAUAUAAUGCUGUCGAAGGAUGUUAUCCGCGGCAAGAAUGAAAUUCAGGUUACUUCAAUCAAUUCCAACAACACGAAGGGUCUCAACAACAAGUUAAUCAAGCAGUUUGCAUCUGCUGAACCGGGCAGCUCACAGACCAAAAUAUUGGUGGCAACAGAUCUUAUGUCAAGAGGUAUUGAUAUUGACAAUGUUACUCAUGUCAUCAAUUAUGAUCUGCCCGUGUCUUCCCAGCAGUAUGUUCAUCGUUGCGGCAGAACUGCCAGGGCUCAGGCCCACGGAACAGCCUUUAAUAUCUUGGUGGGUAAAGGUGAACAGAAAUUUUGGCUAGAUCACAUUGAUAGUGACCUGAGUAGGGAUAUGGACGGCUGCCACACAAGGCCUUAUGAAGAGCUAGAUUUGAAAAUUGGGGAGGAAACUGAGAGCAUUUACCGCGAGUCUUUAGAGCAAUUGAAGACUGAGGUAGGCAGUAAUUAG
Molecule: messenger RNA, 1962 nt
Organism: Lachancea nothofagi CBS 11611
Lineage: Eukaryota; Fungi; Ascomycota; Saccharomycetes; Saccharomycetales; Saccharomycetaceae
Source: the annotation of a GenBank genome assembly